UCCCAUUCCGUUUCCUAUAGUUUAAACUAGCCACCGAUAGGGGCGAUUUACCAAGAGGAACUUGAAUCGAGAAAAGGCAACCACCCUUAACGUUCACAUCCAAGUGUUCCAUUGUGAAAGAAAGAGCCACGCGUUCAGAUUUGCAUUCUAUCGAGUGAAGCGUUUCCUGCAAAAAAAAAAAAAAAAAAAAGACAUCACAAAAACUCUUUUUGGUUUUUACUCUGCGUUCGUCCGAAAUAAGUGUGCCCCUGUCAUCAAGAGGAAAACCACCAGAGGACGGCGUCUUGCUGCAACAUUGCAGAGGAGCACCAAGGAGGAAAGUAGGAAAAGCAUAGGAGAAAGGGCAGAGAAAAUGAUCGAGGUGGAGCUUGGCGCGUCGAUACCGCCAGACACUGCACAUGCAGUGAGCGUGUCGCUGCCGACAUGGCAGGCCAACGUGGGAUAUGAGGAGGGCCAGUCAUGGGUGGUCGACCGCAUGACGACUGGCUACCCUAGGUUCUUUAUCCACAAGACCAUCACUGGCUUUGCCGAUGAGCUGGCCGCAAGAUUUGGCCAACCCGGGCAGAAGGCCAUGUUGUUCCCCAACAGGCAGGCUGCUUUGAGAUGCGUCGAUUACGUCAGGGGACGUGCCCCGUCGCAAUCGGCACUGGCUGGCCUCGACGCUGUGCACCUGACCCUGACCCCUGAGGCCCCCAAGGUCGUUGUCGACCAGCUCAGGCCCAUCUCACCCGCCGUAUCGGCUGUGCUGCUGUCCCCCGAGGCGUUCCCGGUCGCCAAGGAGUACUGGCAGCACUCUGGCGACGGUGUCUCGAGCCGGAGGGCCGAGUUUUGCCAGAACCUCUUCUCGGCCAAACUGCUGGUCCCAGAAGGCUCAUCACCCCUUUCGCCCCAGCCGCCAGUCUUCAAGUCCGCCAAGGGACCGAGGCGGUACCGCCGGGAGACGCCAUCAAACGACACACCUGCGCCCAACGGUACCAACGGGGCCACCACGCCUCCCAAAGCAGCCAAGACGCAAGAGCAAGAGUCGGAAGAGGAGACGGAGCGCUUCCUCGAGGAGCGGUUCGGGCGUAACCUCGACAUCUCCCUCCUCCCCCGCGCGCGAUCGGCCAUCAAGAGGCGCAUCGCUGGUGCCCUUUCAGCGGACCAUGACAUCUCCAGCAGCCACACAUUCCCAGCCAUGGAGUCCAACACGCGCGGCGUCAACAACCUCGUGGAAGAUGACGUGCUCAUAUAUCCCUGCGGCAUGAACGCCAUCUUCCAUGCCCACCGGCUCCUCAUGUCGGCGCGCGGCCGUGAUCUUAAGAGCAUCAACUUUGGCUUCCCCUAUGUUGACACGCUCAAGAUUCUCCAAAAGUUUGGCCCCGGCUGCGUCUUCUACGGCCACGCCUCCGAGGCCGACCUGGACGACCUGGAACGCCGCCUAGAGGCCGGCGAGCGGUACCUGGCGCUCUUUUGCGAGUUCCCAGGCAACCCGCUGCUUACGUGUCCCAACCUGGCCCGGAUCCGUACCAUGGCCGACAAGCACGACUUUGCCGUCGUCGUCGACGAGACCAUCGGGACCUUUUCCAACAUCAACGUGCUGCAGUACGCCGACAUUGUGGUCAGCAGCCUAACCAAGAUCUUCUCGGGUGACUGCAAUGUCAUGGGCGGCAGCAGCAUCCUGAACCCCAACGGGCGGUACUACGGCGCCCUCAAGGCCGCCGUGGCGACCGACUACGAGGACACGUACUGGGCCGAGGACGUGCUCUUCAUGGAGCGCAACAGCCGCGACUUUGCCUCGCGCGUCGUCCGCAUCAACGUCAACGCCGAGGCCGUUUGCGACCUGCUCCACAGCCACCCGCUGGUCCGCCGCGUGCACUACCCCAGGGUCAACGCGGACCGCGCGAACUACGAGCAGUGCCGGCUGCCAUCGGGAGGCUAUGGAGGCUUGCUCUCGGUCGUGUUUCGCGACAAGGAGGCCGCCGUGGCCUUUUACGACGCCAUCAAGACGGCAAAGGGCCCCAGCCUCGGUACAAACUUCACCCUGGUCUCGCCAUAUGUCCUCCUCGCCCACUACAACGAACUGGACUGGGCCGCUAGCCUGGGCGUUGACCCCAACCUGCUGAGAAUCAGUAUCGGGCUGGGCGAGACGGAGGAGCUCGUUGACACGUUUAAGAAGGCGCUCGAAGUGGCAGAGGUCGCGGUCGGCGCGGCUGGGAAGGAGGAGGCUCCGGCUGCUGCACCUAAGGUCCAGUAGCAUUAAUAUAAUCACGACUAUUCAAAAUCUAGAUUACCAUUUCUUGUCUUUUUUUCUUCGAACCAAGGGAACAACAUGACAGAUCAUAGUUGGUGCUUGGGGUAUAUAUUCAAAACCAAGCGACUAUAGAAUGCUUCUCUCGUUGAAUCAAAAGUCUCUUGGGUAUCGUAAAAAAGAUCGUAUUUACAAAAUAAAAUAAAAAAGCCGCCCCUUGCCAACAAUACCAACGAUUUGACUGAAUAAAACCCCACAUAUUAUUGAUUAACUUUGUCCUGGUCAUCAUUGGCUUUCUUUCGUC
Molecule: messenger RNA, 2534 nt
Organism: Pyricularia oryzae 70-15
Lineage: Eukaryota; Fungi; Ascomycota; Sordariomycetes; Magnaporthales; Pyriculariaceae
Product: cystathionine gamma-synthase
Exons: 2
Coding region: 353-2236 (627 amino acids)
Biological process (GO): transsulfuration
Molecular function (GO): cystathionine gamma-synthase activity; pyridoxal phosphate binding
Source: RefSeq, a predicted model, not a curated record